Molecule: messenger RNA, 1949 nt
Organism: Vitis vinifera (wine grape)
Lineage: Eukaryota; Viridiplantae; Streptophyta; Magnoliopsida; Vitales; Vitaceae
Product: mediator of RNA polymerase II transcription subunit 4
Exons: 3
Coding region: 259-1503 (414 amino acids)
Biological process (GO): regulation of transcription by RNA polymerase II
Cellular component (GO): core mediator complex; mediator complex
Molecular function (GO): transcription coregulator activity
Source: RefSeq, a predicted model, not a curated record
UAAAUUAAAAGUCGUCUGUCCCUCCGCUCUCCGGUCCCUUGGUUAAAAUCCCUAAAAUUCUCGGCGUUUAGGGUCUUUUUGGUGAGUUGAAGGCUCGUGGUUUCUCCUAUUCGAAAAGUGAAUCACCGGAAGGACGAGAAUUUCAGUGUCUCUCCUGUCUCGACUCGUCGAAAACGAACGGUUUGAGGCGCUGUUUGUCCUAAGUCCCAGCACGAUUGUUUCCUGAUUCUUUGAAGAAGAAGGAAGGAAAAGUCCAAAAUGCUACAAAGUGUCCAACACCAAAUUGUUCAGUCGCCUGCUCGGUUAGGCCUUCCAAAUCCAAAUUCACCCUCUCUUCAAAACUCUACGGCUCCAAAACUCUCCUCUCAAAUCCCACAAUCGCAGCAACCACACCAACAGUCAAAUCUGUCAACUACCACAACCUCCUCAACCCUCCUUUCUCUCCUUCCACCUCUCUCUAGAGCCCAAUCUCUCCUCCUCCAGAUGGCUUCCCUUGCAUCUAGACUCUUUGAGGUCUCACCUAACCGAUCCCUUUGGCUCACCUCCUUUAGAGGCACCCUCCCUACCUUUCUUUCUUCUCAAUCCAUACCCCCAACCCCAACUCCACUUGAACACUCUCCUUCCUCCACCAAAGAAAUCCUUUCCCUUUUCACGUCCCUUCAAACUCAACUCUUUGAAGCAGUUGCAGAACUUCAAGAAAUUCUUGAUCUACAAGAUGCUAAGCAAAAGAUCACACGUGAAAUCCGGUCCAAGGAUUCUGCCAUUCUUGCCUUUGCCAAUAAACUAAAGGAAGCUGAGGCGGUUCUUGACAUACUUGUUGAUGACUACUCUGAUUAUCGUCGCCCCAAACGAUCAAACACAGCUGAUGAUUCUGAGGAUUCUUCUUCAUGUACCACUACUGUUGCUUCUCAGCUAAAUUUAUCAGAUAUUUUGUCAUAUGCCCACCGGAUAAGCUACACAACCUUUGCACCACCAGAAUUUGGUGCUGGUCAGGCUCCUCUUCGUGGUGCGCUUCCUCCUGCCCCACAGGAGGAGCAAAUGCGUGCUUCCCAGCUAUACAACUUUUCUGACCUUGAUGUCGGUUUACCUAAAGCAGUAGGAAUCAAGGAGAAGACAAUUGAAACAUUCAUUGAACCCCCACCUGCACAACCUGCAGAUUCCAACCCACUUGCCAAUCUACCUUCAAUUCAGGGUUUGCUUCCUCCAAACAUCACAGUUCCAUCAGGUUGGAAACCUGGGAUGCCGGUGGAAUUGCCAAGCUUACCAAUUGUGCCUCCACCUGGAUGGAAACCUGGGGACCCGGUGCCAUUGCCCCCACUGGAGUCUAUUCCAAUUCCUUCUAGAGCUGAGGAGCAACUUCCACGACCCCUUGCUGCUCAUGGAUUGCAAAAGGCUCCUGAGCCAAUACAUGUUCCACAUGUUCAGCUGGAUAUUAACCUCGAUCAAGAUGAUGAUAGUAGUGAUUAUAGUAGUGAAAUGGGAAGCUCUGAAGACGAAGAUUGACAUUUAACUAGAUGCUUGACUCAUUGAUGUUAAGGCAAGCAAAAUGAUCCAGAUCCAGAAACCUGCUUGUACAAUAGUUUCUUGUCAUUGUAUAUAAAUUUUCAUACCUGGUGGGAAUCAAUACUGCUUGGAAUGAGCUGUAUUAAGGAGGGACUUGUUUAUCUCUGUGAUUCGUAAUCCCUAUUUUUUUUCUUUUUUUAAAUGAGAUGUAUUAAGGAGGGACCUAUUUAUCUCUGUGAUUCAUAAUCUUUUUUUUUCACUUCCUGAAAUUUGCUACUUAGAUGGUAGGCAAACCAGGAGCUCAGAUCUCAUAGAUGUACUUGAGCUUGAAAUCAUCCAUAUGAGCACACUUCCAAUUCGGAUAUUAACAGCCUUGUGUAUGUCAUGCCUGCACUCUUCAGCAUUAGGGAAUAAAAGGGGUUGUUCCUAAGCUUAUACAUUUUGCU